AUGCUCAAACUUUUGUUCAGAGUGGUUAGACCUGGUAUGGUUUGGAUACGACCAGAAUAUCUACUUCUCGGCCAACCAUUUUGGAGCGUUGAACAAGAAAAUCAAUACUUUGCUCUUCAAAGAAGAAAAGGUCAUGGUACCAAAGGAUUUUCCUCAGUUCUUGUAGCUACUAUUGACUCAGUUUUCGACACUCGACCGGCUCCCUACCGAAUUAUCUAUAAAUACGAAAAUGACGAUGUACAAAUUGCUAUUGUUAUUGCUGUUGCUAUUCGUAAGAACGAAAUACUUGAACACUGGACUUGGAUAGAAAAGAACAUAAUGCCUACAGUAGGGUCAUUUUCGGUAGAAAGGGAUGUCAGAGCAUUUGUGCUUUGCAAAGUGGAAAGUUUAGUUCAUAUAGAAGCCGAGUCUUCCACAACAGAAGAACUUGACUCACUAUCAACGCGUUCAGUUUUCCAUAAGUUCAUCACACUGUUUUCGUUGCCUGCAGAUGAGAAAUUAGUAAAUUAUUAUAGUUGUUGCUACUGGAAAAAUCGUUUUCCCAACCAAGGACAAUUAUUUUUGUCCGUGAAUUUCCUCUGUUUCUACUCCUUCGUCAUAGGGAAUGAAGUGAAGAUCAAGCUAAAAUGGACAGAUAUCACGAAGCUUGAUAAGGUUUCUACUCUUCUUUGGCCUCAAAGUCUUCGGGUGGUUACUCGCCAAGAAAGUUAUGAGUUUUCUAUGUUCCUUAAUUUUGAGGAGACUUUCAAGCUAGCAUCGCAACUCGCCAACAUAGCCAUGAAGCAACUAAUCGAAGAAGAAGGAUUUUGUGAAGACACUGCACUUCUUCAAAAAGCACUCUCGGAGAGCGAACGAAAGCGCGCACAGAAAACGAGAGCCUCGUUUCUGAAACGAGACCUUGAUGCCAGGCAGCGAAGUGAAAGCUACAGAUGUCGCUUUAAUCUACCACAUUCCGAAAAGUUGGAUGGAGACAUUGAAUGCCGUCUGUUUACGCCGUACGAUCGUCGACAUGUCAUCGGUCGAUUGUAUCUUUCGGCUCAUUUUGUCUGUUUUGCGAGUCGGACUGAACGGCUUGUUUCGAUUGUGAUCCCAAUUGUGGAUGUGUCUAGCGUAGAGGAGUGCGUUGCAGCUUAUGGAGAAAAUCUCACAAGAGGCUCUGGAUUACUUAUUUGCUUGCAAAAUGGGAGUACGGUCGUAUUCUCUUGGGUCCCGGACAGAGAUCGCGUUCUUGCAAAGAUUACUACGUUUGCGGAGAGGUUCAGGAUCCAAACCGCCAUGAAGAAGAUGGGGAGAAAGGAGUCUCCAGUGAAACUUGACUGCUUGGAUUAUCCUCUCAUUAGUAAGUAUCCAUGUGGUGCCGAUACUGAUGAAAUAUGUAAAGAAAAAUGGGGGCGUCUAUUCGAUGAGUAUGGUAGAGGAACCACUAUGUAUCGUACUGUUGAGCUUCAUCGAUUACUCCUAGAAGGGGUUCCAAUCGAUCUUCGUGGAGAGGUUUGGAUGAUCUGCUCAGGAGCAAGAGCUGAAAUGGAACUUCAUCCAGGAUAUUAUGAAGAAUUGUUGAGAAAGCAUGAAUCAGUUUACACUAUAGCUUUAGAUGAGAUUGAGCGGGACUUGUAUCGAAGUUUGCCUGAACAUCCAGCAUUUCAAGAUGGGGAAGGAAUCGAUGCGUUACGCAGAAUUUUGACCGCCUACUCAUUCCGAAAUCCUAACAUCGGAUACUGUCAAGCAAUGAAUAUAGUAAGCUCUGUGUUACUGUUGUACGUGAAAGAAGAGGAAGCCUUCUGGUUACUAGUUGCUAUCUGUGAACGUUUACUCCCUGAUUAUUACAAUAACAAAGUGGUUGGAGCUCUAGUCGAUCAAGGUGUUUUCUCUGAACUCGUUGAACGCUCACUACCAAACAUUAGCGCUAAACUUUCUGAACUUGGUUUGGGUGACAUGGUCGCGUUGUCCUGGUUCCUAACAAUUUUCCUCAGUGCCAUUAAAUUUGAUGCUGCUGUGAGGAUAUUGGAUCUGUUCUUUUAUGAAGGAGCCAGACUAAUGUUCCAAGUAGCAAUGGAAAUGUUACGAGAAAAUGAAGCAAUGAUUUGUAAUUCAAAAGAUGAUGGUGAGACACUGAUGGCACUAUCUGCGUAUGCAGACUGCAUCCAUGAAGGUUCAUCUCAGGAUGGUGGAAAGAUUUCUGUUGGUGCUCUCCUGACUGCAUCGUAUCGAGACUUUGGGUAUUCUUUUACCAACGAGCAAAUAGAGCGGCUUCGUUUGAAACAUCGUUUAAAAGUGGUACAGACAUUGGAGGAUAGUCAAAUGAGAAGCAUUAUAAGAAGCGUGGGAAAAGAGUGCAAAUUCACUAUUGAAGAUCUGGAGACUCUAUACAAUAUAGUGAAGGAAGAACAUCUCCUCUCAUGGCGCCUUCGAAUUGGAGUGACAGCAAGAUGUCAGGCUGCUUCACUUACUGAAAGGCCUAAACCUGAUCCAUGUGCUCAGUCACAGUACAGAUUGGAUUAUGACUUAUUCUACGAGGUGAUGAGACGCCUGCUUCCAUGGCCAGUAACCACUAACUUCGUUGUUCGACUGUUUAGGCUCCUUGAUGUCUCUGACAGUGGCUUGCUAACUUUUCGAGAUCUAGCCUUAACGUUGUCGCUUCUGUUACUUGGAGAUGCAACUGAAAAAUUGGCGGUGAUCUAUAAGUGUCAUAUUCCCCCUGCGUUCAACGUUGCUGAUCUUGAUGAUAUAGCUUCCAUGGAAGAUGUUCGUGAUGGAUGGCUAGUCGUUGAAGGUGAAACACCCGAAGUUGCUGUAGAUGCUAUGGAUAUGUUAGACCCGCCUUCGUCCACAAAUACUUCAGUAAAUAGCACUCCAUCGAAAUGUGGGGAUUCUAGUGACAUUAGCACGGUGACCAGUGCAGUUGUUGUGGAUAACCCGAAAUCCAGUGCUUCAUCACUGCUUGACUUGAUUGCCGCUAGGUCAUGUGGAAGUGAUCCGUCCGAUUCCAGUCAAGACCAAAUUCAAGUUGCAGACGAAGCGAGUGAAGAAUCUGUUUCCCUCAUAGAGGAUUCUAUAAACAAAUUGCGGAGUCUACGCGCCACGCUUGUGUCACCUGGAGCAGCGAACACACGUCUCGAGAUUAAAACACUUCCGCCGAUGAACCAGGUCCAAUUCAUUCAACUUUGGAAGACGUUAUACGACAUGUUGAAUGCAAACGACAUGGAUCAACAACUGUUUCACUCUCUGGCUGUUGUGGGCACUCUUCUCUUCCAACUCGGCGAAACACAUCGAGAACUGAGAGCUAAAUUGGAGGCGGAAAUUGCGGAUGCAAUUAAGGAAGAUAGUGACAGUUCUGCCGAAAUGCCCACAUUGACCGAAUCAAAACAGGAAGACGCCGAACUAUCGGAACAAGAAGACCUCUGCACCGCUCAAAGGAGACGCAUUGCCGAAACUAAAACUGGGGUGGACGAAAACGAAUGGCAGAUCAAUUUUGAGCAAAUUCUCGCCUCGCUUCUCAGUGAGGUGCCACUGGCGAAUUAUUUCGAGAGGAAGUACCCUCUACAAGGACUCGUCCGAAGAUAUCGAAAAACGCGUUUCGACUCGACGAGAAGUUCCGAAUCAAAUGGCUCUCAACACUAA
This is a messenger RNA of Necator americanus (New World hookworm), 3621 nucleotides long. RefSeq lists its product as uncharacterized. The transcript has 29 exons. The record is from RefSeq and is a predicted model, not a curated record. NCBI's taxonomy places the organism in Eukaryota, Metazoa, Nematoda, Chromadorea, Rhabditida, Ancylostomatidae. The coding region runs from base 1 to 3621 and encodes 1206 amino acids.